AUGAACAUUUCAACUCCGACAGACGGCCCAAGUACACCCCUUGCUUCCGCUUCGAGGGGCAUCAUCGGCGUCGGAGGUGGCCAGGGCUUGGGAAUUGAAGCCAUGUUUGCACAGAUCCUUGCCGUCGUUGAAAAAUCCGUCUGUCGUUUCCUUCAAGUUGCCGAACUACGUGCAGAAACCGCGGAAUUGCGUGCACAAAAUGCGACACUCGAGCGUCAGAUUAAAGAGUCUAUGAACCGCUCCAAUGCGUCAAACUCUGCCAUCAGCGUCCCGCCUUCACCCAACCUCCAAGCGAUUCGCUCGCCGUUCCUCCAGCCUUCAGAACACCCAUCGAUCUAUGUUCCGCAACCACCUCAGUUCGCUUCCCAUACCUCAUCUGCCACACUCAUUGCACGUCAAGCUGCGUUAAACAAUUUCUGGGCCGUUGUCCCUGCUGGCGGUGCAGGAACACGCUUAUGGCCCCUCUCGCGCGAGACGUGCCCAAAAUUCCUUCUCGACCUCACCCAAACCGGACGCUCGUUGAUCCAGGGUACAUGGGACCGUCUGCUCCCGCUCACCACCCCACAACGGCUCAUGGUCGUCACUGGCUCUGUACAUGCACCGGCCGUACAAGAGCAACUUCCCGACCUGCUCGCACAAAACUUGUUGGCUGAGCCGAGCCCAAAGGAGAGCGCUGCCGCCAUUGGUCUCGCAGCUGCCGUCCUCGCUAGACGCGACCCAGAGGCCAUUCUGGGUUCGUUUGCCGCAGAUCAUAUGAUCAGUGGUACCGAGGCCUUUAACUCGGCCGUUACAGAAGCCGUCCACACUGCCAAAGCUGGCUACCUGGUCACGAUUGGUAUCGCACCCAGUGGUCCUGCGACAGGGUUUGGGUAUAUCUGUUUGGGUGACAAAUUGCACCUCGAGGGCGCACCAAACGCACGCGUCGUCGAGUUCUUCAAGGAAAAGCCAGACGCCAAAACAGCCUCAAGCUACCUCCAGAGUGGAAACUAUCGCUGGAAUGCCGGCAUGUUCGUCGUCAAAGCCAAGGUCCUCAUGGAGCUCUUGAGCAAGUACGAGCCAGAGCUCGCAGAGGGUCUCGACAGGAUUGCGAGCGAGUGGGAGUUCGAAGGUGAAAAGGAGGAUGUGGCAGCUGAGAGGCGGAAAAAGGUACUCGGAGAGGUUUGGAGUGGAUUGACCAAGAUUGCAAUCGAUCAUGCCGUUGCUGAACGUGCCGCGGCGAUUGGACGAGUAGCGGUCGUACCUGCAACGUUUGGUUGGGACGACUUGGGUGACUUUUCAUCGCUCUCCGAUCUGCUUCCAAAAGAGUCCAAUGAGAUGGCCAUCCUCGGCGACUCGAACUAUGUGAUUCACCACCAAGUCGCUGGCGGUAUCGUCGUCCCACUCUCGCAGCGACUUGUUGCAUGUCUGGGUGUAGAUGACCUUGUCAUCGUCGAUACGCCUGACGCGCUCCUUGUCACCACCCGUGCGCGUUCGCAGGAGCUCAAGAAGCUCGUGGCAAAGUGCAAAGAGAGCGCUAUGUGGAAAAAGACUACAUAG
Messenger RNA from Serendipita indica DSM 11827, 1536 nucleotides. Lineage: Eukaryota; Fungi; Basidiomycota; Agaricomycetes; Sebacinales; Serendipitaceae. The record is from the annotation of a GenBank genome assembly.